AAAAAGAGGGCUAAAGGGGGUUCAUUCUUCUUUGCGCCGAUCCUCCACCAUCUCUCUCUCCCCAGCCACCUCCAACCGAAGGUAAGUCAUGGUUAAGCAUAACAAUGUUAUACCCAAUGGCCACUUUAGGAAGCACUGGCAGAACUAUGUGAAAACUUGGUUCAAUCAGCCGGCAAGAAAGGCCAGAAGAAGGAUUGCAAGGCAAAAGAAGGCGGUAAGGAUCUUUCCAAGGCCAACUUCUGGACCUCUUCGCCCAAUUGUUCAUGGCCAGACUUUGAAGUACAACAUGAAGUUGAGAGCUGGCAAGGGUUUCACUCUUGAAGAGCUUAAGGCUGCUGGUAUUUCAAAGAAACUUGCACCUACCAUUGGUAUCGCAGUUGAUCACCGCCGUAAGAACCGAUCACUUGAGGGUCUUCAAGCCAAUGUUCAGAGGCUUAAGACGUACAAGGCCAAACUAGUUGUCUUCCCAAGACGUGCGCGCAAGUUUAAGGCUGGUGAUUCUGCUGCUGAGGAGCUUGCAACUGCAACCCAAGUCCAAGGACCAUACAUGCCUAUUUCUCUUGAGAAGCCUUCUGUUGAGCUUGUGAAGGUCACAGAGGAGAUGAAGUCAUUCAAGGCCUAUAACAAGCUCCGUGUUGAACGAAUGAAUGAGCGCCAUAUUGGUGCCAGAAUGAAGAAGGCGGCUGAGGCUGAGAAAGAAGACAAGAAGUAAGGUUGCUUUUUGAGGGCUUUGUUUUUGUUAUUUUACUGGUUUAAGACAUUAGUUUUGUUUUCAUAUUAUCAGUGAGUUGAAGCAGGUUUAGAAAACCUUUGGUAUUACGUUUGUAAUCCUGUUUUGGAGAAUUUUAUUAAAUUGAGAAGUUUUUGCAAUUCCUUGGCAUUAUGAAGUUGUUGGUAAGUUGUUUA
Messenger RNA from Theobroma umbraticum, 906 nucleotides. RefSeq names its product large ribosomal subunit protein eL13z. Gene Ontology annotation, molecular function: structural constituent of ribosome; RNA binding. Gene Ontology annotation, biological process: translation. Lineage: Eukaryota; Viridiplantae; Streptophyta; Magnoliopsida; Malvales; Malvaceae. The record is from RefSeq and is a predicted model, not a curated record. Gene Ontology annotation, cellular component: cytosolic large ribosomal subunit; ribosome.